AGUUGCCCUUUAAAGCGCUAAAGACAUAGAGUGAGUAUAGAUACAGACGGGAAAUAUACGUAACAUAAGUAGCCGUUAGGCAUAAAUAAGAUAUACUACAGAAAAACGCUUCGGAAUAGGCGACUGUAGAUAAAGUGAAAAGUAUGCUUUUCUGAUUGGUCCCCUGCCUAUCACAUGGUGGGAGAGGCCAGAAGUACCGCUGCAGAGUAAGAUCACGGCUAGAGCUUAGGAUGGUGGUAAAAGUGUAUUUCACAUCGGUAACCGGAUCCCGAGAGAUAAAGUCUAAACAAAAUGAGAUUAUGCUUAUCCUGGAUAGUAAAUGCAUUAAAUAUGAGAGAGUGGAUAUUUCUGUGGAUAACAAUAUCAGAACAGAAAUGAGGGAGAAGUGUGGGAACCCCACUGCAAUUCCACCUCAGAUCUUCAACGAUGACCAGUUUUGUGGGGUAAGUGUGUCCCCAUUUUGUACCCCAUAAGCUAAUGUUACAUCAGGUAUAUUUUCCAUCCUCAAAUGCCUGAAAUCAACCCAUUACCGUAUAUACCCGAGUAUAAGCCGAGUUUUUCAGCAUCCAAAAUGUGCUGAAAAAGUCUACCU
Xenopus laevis (African clawed frog) is the source of this 592-nucleotide messenger RNA. It is a transcript of the gene sh3bgrl3.L, whose product is annotated as SH3 domain binding glutamate-rich protein like 3 L homeolog. The record is from RefSeq and is a predicted model, not a curated record. Gene Ontology annotation, cellular component: nucleus; cytosol; cytoplasm. The coding region runs from base 231 to 473 and encodes 80 amino acids. Lineage: Eukaryota; Metazoa; Chordata; Amphibia; Anura; Pipidae. The transcript has 2 exons.